CUCUCUCUCUCUCUCUCUCUCUCUCUCUCUCUCUCUCUCUCUCUCUCUCUCUCUCUCUCUCUCUCUCUCUCUCUCUCUCUCUCUCUCUCUCUCUCUCAGUUCAUGACACAGCAAGUUGAGGAAGUGAAAUACAGUAACAUGGGGUUGGACUGAAUGUGGAACUGUGACUUCUCUAAUGUGUAAAGAGGGUUAGGAGGGGAACCAAAUUAAGGAAGCUACCACCUAUCGCUGUAACUCUGUGUACCGUUUCUUUGCCCGUUCUCUGGAAGAAUCAUUUCGAGAGCUACCUAAGAGAGGGAAUUUGCAGUCACCUUUUUGGGCACAACUUCCGGGUGAAGCUGUAGAAGAAUAACUGAAGAGAGAGAGAUAAGAUGCCUCCUCCCCCGCCACCCCCUGCCCCUCCCCCACCCCCAACCUUCGCUGUGGCAAAUACACAGAAGCCAUCACUCAGCAAGAAUGAAGCACAAGGAAGAAACGCCUUACUGUCUGAUAUCGGAAAAGGUGCUCGCCUGAAGAAGGCCGUGACCAAUGACAGGAGUCAACCCAUCAUUGACAAACCCAAAGGUGGAGGAGGAGGUGGAGGAGGAGGAGGUGGUGGUGGCGGAGGAGGAGGAGGAGGAGGAGGUGGCGGAGGAGGAGGACCAGUACUAGGAGGUCUCUUUGCAGGAGGCAUUCCCAAGCUUCGGUCCUCAGGAGGGAACAGUAACGGAGGCCCUAGACCCCCCAUGGUACCUCCAGGAGGCCGUUCCUCAGGCCCCAGACCGUUUGGUGGUGGGGGCCCCUCCGCUGGCCCUCCACGGUUCUCAGGGGCCCCAGCCUUUCCCCGGAGCAGCGCCCCCGACCUCCCCAGGGGACGGGCAGGCCCCCCGCGACCAGAGACCCCUGGUGGACCCCCUCCCCCAAUCCCCAACACCCCACGGCCCAACCAGAACUUCCAGAGUCGAGGGACCCCGCCUGUUCCAGGAGGAGCCCGGAUACCCAGCUCAGCCCCGGCACCUCCACCACCCAACCUUGCAGGCAGACACCAAGGCUUGCCCCCUCCCCCUGGCCCUAUAGGGGCCCCGUCUGGGCCAAAACCCUCCUUUGGGGCCCCUCCGGUUCCCAGUAGUGGACGUCCCCCUCUACCCCCAGCCCCCCACCCUGGCAGACCCUCAGAGGACCCCUGGUCCCCACCCCCACCCCCACCCCUGGGCCACCGGUCCUCCAUAUCCAGAGAUGGACCACCGCCACCAUCUUUCAACUCCAAGCCCCCAGUGUCUUCCUCUCGGCCCUCCAUCGGCGGUGGUGGAGCUCCCCCUCUCCCUCCUGGCAGACCGGGCCCUCCACUGCUGCCCCCAACGCCUGCGGGAGGAGACGAACACACCCCCAGACUACCACAGAGGAACAUUUCACUCAACUCGCCGGCGCCGCCACCUGGCCGGUCAGGACCACUGCCACCCCCUCCCAGUGAGAGGCCGCCCCCUCUGGGUAAAAACCCCCCAGGACGGACGGGCCCGCUCCCUCCCCCUCCCUCCUCAGGUCCACGUGGAGGCAGUAUAAGGUCAUCUCCAGUCCCCUCACCUCCUAACCGGCCGGGAGCAGAGCCGCCCCGGGGACAACGGCCCCCGCUCCCACCAGACCGACCGGGAAUAGGAGGCCCUCCUCCCCCACCUCCUCCCAUGGGCAACGGCUUCCAGAACUCCCAUCACCAACACAUUGAUGAGUGGGAGGCCAGGUUCCAGUUCCACCCUGUCUCAGACCUCCCUGUCCCAGAGCCUUACGUGUCCUGUCAGAAGACAUACCCCAGCAAGUUGUCCAAGACUGACGGCAGAGGUUCCGAUAAAAAGUCCAGGGGUGCCCCCCCCACUACCCCCUAUCCCCAGGUGAAGCGGUCGUUUUUGGGAUGUUUCCCCUUCCUCCCCUCCUCUCCCUCCCUCCCUCCCUUCCUUCCCUUCCCUCCUCUCUCUCCCUCCCUCCCUUCCCUCCUCUCCCUCCCUUCCCUCCUCUCCCUCCCUUCCCUCCUCUCCCUCCUUCCCUUCCCUCCUCUCCCUCCCUUCCCUUCCCUCCCUCCCUUCCCUCCGAGUACAUGGAUGUAAGUAUGUCACUUCCACUGCCUCUGUCCAUGAGGCUUAUAGCACCUCCAUGGAAGGACCAUAUUUACAGUGGGACUCACGCAACCAUGUGUUUCUGCCUGGAGUUGACAGAAUAUUCUCAUUUAACGAACAGCACUCCAAACCAACCAAAGUCGCAACAGAGGCUCGUUUUAUAGGCUAUGCAUUUGGUUUUGCUCCACUAUGUGUGUAGUGUUGAAACUGUAUACUUUUGUUAUCAUUUUUCACUGUGCCUUUUUUUUCUUUUCAAUUCCGGAUUGUUAUGAAGGAUCUUUAACAGGUUAAGGGAAACAGUCUGUUUCUGGAUGCUGUGCCUGUCUUUGCCAAAGAGCAACCGAACUAUAGCAUAUCAGUUACAAUAUUCUAACCAUCAAAGGGUACUUCUCCAUACAGUUCAUGUGCAGUUCACGGCAUGUCUUGAACUUUGUUUUUACACGGUAGAGACAAAAUGGACGCUUGUGUGUUACAGGAUGCGUUGAUGGAACUUUAGGUGAAAAUGGAAUGUUUUCUUUAUGCCUUGAAAGAAAAAAAGAAUGUCACUCAUGACAGUUGUUAGUUUAAUUUUGUAUGAUUUGAGUUGUUGGGAAGGACUAUUUGUUUUUAUUUUCUAAAGUUAUCUAUUUGACUAUGUUUUGUUCUAUACAGUUACAGUAUUAUCUUCUGCUUAUUAUAUUAUUAUUAUUAUUAUAUUGCUUCUGUACUACAGCUCUGGGACGUCUCCGCUACUUGAUAUUAACAUCAAGCUUGUCUCAGAACCACGUGCAGAGUGACAAUCUAAUAUUUGACCUAUGAAAGUAAAUCAUUCAAAUGUAUUAAUGUUACAUACAUGAUCCUGAAGUUAUGAGAUGAAUGAGCUUUGCUCAUAGAAUUUGCAAGUGUUUAAUGUAUGCAAGGAGGAUAUGAUUAUGGAUCAAAAUAUGCUGGCUGUAGGCUGAUGUGAGAGAGAAAAGUGCUAUGUUUGGCCUCAGUGUUUUCUCUGUUCUGUAAAGACGAUAUGAUAUGAUACGAUAUGCAUUUCUGAAUAGAGAAUGGGGGGAAUGGCAGGAGCACGUGUGUUUGACCAAAGACAGUUGGCUGCAAUAGGACGUCGUCUCUUCCCACAGAGGCGGUGUCUCAGAUACAACUUGCAUUGGAGACUACCUAGGACCAAACAGACAGACACAACUUGCAUUGGAGACUACCUAGGACCAAACAGACAGAUACAACUUGCAUUGGAGACUACCUAGGACCAAACAGACAGACACAACUUGCAUUGGAGACUACCUAAGACCAAACAGACAGACACAACUUGCAUUGGAGACUACCUAGGACCAAACAGACAGA
Molecule: messenger RNA, 3413 nt
Organism: Oncorhynchus gorbuscha (pink salmon)
Lineage: Eukaryota; Metazoa; Chordata; Actinopteri; Salmoniformes; Salmonidae
Product: WAS/WASL-interacting protein family member 1-like
Molecular function (GO): actin binding
Source: RefSeq, a predicted model, not a curated record